GAAGGCAAACCAAAUCCACACAACCAGCGGCCCAGAAACGGGCACUCUCCCUCGCCUCUCCUCUCCUCUGCACCGCGCUCCUCGCCGUCGACCGCCGCAAUGCGGAGCCUCCGCGCCGCGCCCGCCUCCUUCCUCGCGCCGCCCGCGCCCCCUCUGCUCCUCCCUCCAUCCACUCCAGCCCCACGAGGCGUCUUCUCGGCUGCUGCUGCUGCCGCCGCCGCGGCGGCUAACCAGACGCAUGCCUGGUGCCCUUCGCCGCGGCGAGUGGUCCGGCUCCGGCGGCCCGCGCGCGCGGGAGCUGCGCCGUCCAGCGCGGCUUCGGUGGAGGACGCCAAGAAGGACGUGCUCGUAGCGCUGUCCCAGAUCAUCGAUCCCGACUUCGGGACGGACAUCGUGUCGUGCGGCUUCGUCAAGGACUUGGAGAUUAGCGAGGCCUUGGAAGAGGUCUCGUUUCGUCUGGAGCUGACGACUCCCGCCUGUCCGGUCAAGGACAUGUUUGAAGAGAAGGCAAACGAGGUUGUUGCAGCGCUUCCAUGGGUCAAGAAGGUCAAUGUUACGAUGUCUGCGCAACCUGCACAGCCGGCAUUUGCAGGGGAGCUCCCAGAAGGACUGCAGAAAAUUUCGAAUAUCAUAGCAGUUUCAAGCUGCAAGGGAGGAGUUGGAAAGUCUACUGUUGCUGUAAAUCUUGCAUAUACAUUAGCUGGUAUGGGAGCCAGGGUUGGAAUUUUCGAUGCUGAUGUCUUUGGUCCAAGCUUACCAACUAUGGUUUCUCCUGAGAACCGGCUACUAGUGAUGAACCCAGAAAGCAGAACUAUUCUUCCAACCGAGUAUUUGGGCGUCAAGAUGGUGUCUUUUGGCUUUGCUGGUCAAGGAAGAGCAAUAAUGAGAGGUCCAAUGGUUUCAGGAGUGAUUAAUCAGUUGCUAACCACUACUGAAUGGGGUGAACUCGACUACCUUGUCAUUGACAUGCCUCCUGGAACAGGAGAUAUACACUUAACGCUCUGUCAGGUAGCCCCAUUGACUGCAGCUGUCAUCGUUACCACCCCUCAGAAGCUUGCUUUCAUUGAUGUUGCAAAGGGAGUCAGGAUGUUUUCUAAGCUGAAGGUUCCUUGUGUUGCUGUUGUUGAGAACAUGUGCUACUUCGAUGCUGAUGGAAAACGAUUUUACCCAUUUGGGCAAGGGUCUGGAGCUCAGGUUGUGCAGCAGUUUGGAAUACCUCACCUCUUUGAUUUGCCCAUACGACCAACUCUUUCCGCGUCUGGAGAUACUGGAAUUCCUGAAGUAGUGGCCGAUCCACAAGGGGAUGUUGCCAAGACAUUUCAGAAUCUUGGAGUAUGUGUUGUUCAACAAUGUGCUAAAAUCAGACAACAAGUUUCGACAGCAGUCUCCUAUGAUAGAUCAAUUAGAGCAAUCCGAGUGAAAGUACCAGAUUCAGAUGAAGAGUUCUUGUUGCAUCCAGCAACAGUCAGAAGGAAUGACCGGUCUGCUCAAAGUGUGGACGAAUGGACAGGUGAGCAGAAAGUACAAUACGGUGAUAUACCAGAAGACAUUGAGCCUGAAGAAAUACGUCCUAUGGGCAACUACGCAGUUUCUAUAACUUGGCCUGAUGGUUUCUCUCAGAUAGCACCUUAUGAUCAAUUGGAAAUGCUUGAAAGGCUCGUGGAUGUUCCCCGUGCAAAAACUGCAGUGAUCUCUUCUUCAUGAUAAAGUAGAGAUAAUGUUCAGCCAGAAGGGACAAGAAAACAAACUUUUGAUACAAAUCGAAUUUCGGAGUUUCUAGGAUUACAGGGAAAAAUUUGUGAUUACUGUAACGAUGUACAAUGAACAACAUUUAUAUGAAUAGAAGGCAUUAUUCUUCUUAUGGGAAAUUUAACUUUUUGUCAUCUCAAGUCUGUAAACGGGAAUUUAAGAUGUGUUUUCGCCAUCCAUAAUCCACAUAUCGACCGAAAAGUCGUGCAAG
This is a messenger RNA of Oryza brachyantha (malo sina), 1960 nucleotides long. Its product is annotated as fe-S cluster assembly factor HCF101, chloroplastic. Gene Ontology annotation, molecular function: ATP binding; 4 iron, 4 sulfur cluster binding; ATP-dependent FeS chaperone activity. Gene Ontology annotation, cellular component: chloroplast stroma. Gene Ontology annotation, biological process: iron-sulfur cluster assembly. The coding region runs from base 100 to 1704 and encodes 534 amino acids. The transcript is spliced from 15 exons. NCBI's taxonomy places the organism in Eukaryota, Viridiplantae, Streptophyta, Magnoliopsida, Poales, Poaceae. The record is from RefSeq and is a predicted model, not a curated record.